Musa acuminata subsp. malaccensis (wild Malaysian banana) is the source of this 1689-nucleotide messenger RNA. RefSeq names its product serine/threonine-protein kinase RIPK. NCBI's taxonomy places the organism in Eukaryota, Viridiplantae, Streptophyta, Magnoliopsida, Zingiberales, Musaceae. Gene Ontology annotation, biological process: protein phosphorylation. Gene Ontology annotation, molecular function: ATP binding; protein kinase activity. The record is from RefSeq and is a predicted model, not a curated record.
CGUGCUUCCAUGUCCUCUCCUCCUCCUCCUCCUCCUCGCUGUGAUUCUACCUCUUGGUUCUCCUCAGCUGCGAGCCUUCUCCAAGAUGGCCAAGAGUCCAUGGAUAUCUUUCUUGAUGAGCUGCUGGGGGAAGAGUGUGAAGAGCUCUUCAGCGAGGCGCAGGGAGCUCCGAAGCAGCUCGAAUUCCGGCAUAAGCGACUCCUUCCGCGCACCGUUCUCCCCGGAGGACCUGUCGUUGACUCUGGCAGGAUCCAACCUGUUUGCGUUCACAAUUGCGGAGCUGAAAGCUGUCACCAGGAACUUCUCCAUGACGAACUUCGUUGGAUCGGGUGGAUUUGGCCCUGUCUACAAGGGAUACAUUGAUGAGAAGCUGCGGCCGGGGCUCAAGGCGCAGUAUGUGGCGGUGAAGUCCCUGGACUUGGAUGGAUCGCAGGGCCACAGAGAGUGGCUGGCGGAGGUCAUCUUCCUCGGGCAACUGCGGCACCCCAACCUCGUUAAACUCGUUGGAUACUGCUGUGAAGAUGAACACAGGAUGCUCGUCUACGAGUUUAUGCCUGGAGGAAGCUUGGAAAGCCAUAUUUUCAAGAGCCUUCUUGCCUCAUUGCCGUGGUCAACGAGGUUGAAGAUCGCAGUGGGCGCCGCCAAGGGGCUCGCCUUUCUUCACGAGGCUGAGAAGCCGGUGAUCUACCGCGAUUUCAAAGCAUCCAACAUACUGCUCGAAUCGGAUUACACGGCGAAGCUUUCUGACUUCGGGCUUGCCAAGGACGGACCUCAAGGAGACAACACGCAUGUCACCACGCGUGUGAUGGGCACGCAUGGCUAUGCGGCACCGGAGUACGUAUUGACCGGCCACCUUACAGCCAAAAGCGACGUCUACAGCUUCGGAGUCGUGUUGCUGGAGCUGCUGACAGGGAGACGAUGCGUCGAUAAGAACCGCCCCAACAGGCAAAAGAACCUCGUCGACUGGGCGCGACCUUACCUGAACAACGCCGACAAGCUAAGCCGCGUCAUGGAUCCCAGCCUUGACGGACUCUAUUCCACCAAGGGUGCUCAGAGGGCAGCCGCAAUCGCUCACAAAUGCCUGAGCCAGGCUCCAAAGUCGAGGCCUGACAUGAGGAGCGUCGUCGAGAGCUUGGAGCCACUCCUGAGCUUGAAUGACGUGCCCGUUGGUCCCUUCGUGUACGUUGCGCCAACGGAGAGAAUCAGUGAGAAGAAGGAGAAGUUGCAGGAGAUGGAGGAGAAGAAGAUGGAAAUGGAGACGGAAGAGAAGAACCAUCACAAUCGGGAUGAAAGACACAAACAAAGGUUCCCGAACUCGGUCAUUCAUUCUGAGAUCACCCUGCACAGGGAUGGCAACAACUUGUAUCGGAACUCCCACGUCCGGAGAACAGUGAGACAGAAUCAGGAACGGGGAGCAUAAACAACAACAGAUGUUAGAUUGCUUCACACUGUACAUAGAUUACAAUCGGAUACGACAUUUUGUUUAGUUGCAUCAUUUCUUCGGAUAAUGUCAGAUUUUAAGGAAGUUUUGACAUAGAAGAUGCCAUGUACAUUGGCUACACACUACGGAUGAGAAGACUAAUUAGCGAAAGGGGCCACCAGCGUGAAAAGUAGCUGAUCCUUCCGGUUUGUUGUGGUUGUAUCAUUUUGGAAAUAUAUUGUGCAAUAAAAAUAGAGUGAAGUUAAAAA